Paracoccidioides lutzii Pb01 is the source of this 312-nucleotide messenger RNA. RefSeq lists its product as hypothetical. Bases 1 to 312 code for a protein of 103 amino acids. The transcript is spliced from 3 exons. The record is from RefSeq and is a predicted model, not a curated record.
AUGGAGAAUACACAGCCAUCCAACUCAAUUCUACACCCUCCGCGAAGGAUGCCCCCUUCAAACAAGGUGGCUGUUGUCCUGGUGCGCUACCCCUUCGGCGGCAUAAGGGGCGGAGACUUUCUCAGCAAACAAACCUCUUGCUCGGAAUCCGGGGAAGAGGAGGAGAGCCGGAGACCUGUUGUCGUAACUAUGUCUCCGGAAUUUUUUCGUGCAGGCAGCAGCAGCAGCAGCAGCAAACACUGCACACAUGUUGGAGCAAACGGAAGAGAGAUUGGCCACACUUGGCAGGCCUCGAUUACUCCGUAUGGAUAA